CGUACCUUGUGGAGCUUCUCUUUUCCACAAAUUUCGAAUUUUGAGCCGUAUUCCUACAAUCACAGCCACAGGGUUUGCAGAAGUGCAAAAAUAGAUCGGACCAAACCGCAAUUGGAACCACGUCGCGCUCACUGACGAUGCUUCAGCAUAAUAUAAGACGUUGGCCUGCCGGACGAGAUAGGUUUUCUGGCUCGAACCAUAAGCAGAUAUCAUAAUCAUAAUCACCAUGCGGACGACUUCAUCCAUCCUCACACUCUCCCUCCUCGCGGGCAGCUAUGCCGUCCCUCACGUCCAGCUCCAAAACCGACUGCCGGGCAUCGAAUGGGCCGAUUGUCCCCCAGAACUCAACGCCUUCGACCCCCACGGUCGCACGUUCGGAUGCGGAACUUUAGAAGUUCCUUUGGACUAUACCGGCGAAAUCCCUGGUACUCUGAACCUUGACGUAAUCAAGAUUCCGGCAUUGAAGCAACCCAAGAAGGGGAGCAUCUUGUUCAACUGGGGAGGUCCCGGCGGGGAUGGACUCGUGAAUAUGGCCAGCGCAUCACCAAUUGUUCAGCCUAUCACUGGCGGUGAACACGACCUUAUCAGCUGGGAUCCCCGAGGCACCGGUAAAACACUUGCCUACAACUGCUAUCCCAACGCCACCGACAGAGCUGCAACACUCGCUUGGCACCAUGCACAGCUCGCUAAUGCAAGCGAGGCUGCUCUUGGACGAACUUGGGCUGAGGGUCAGAUUCUGGCGGACGACUGUGGCGAGACGUUGAAGGAUGUUGGCAACCUUGUUGGCACUGCUUUUACCGUCCGAGAUAUGUUCCAGAUCGUCGACGCUCUUGGCGAGGACGGGAAAUUGCGAUUCUGGGGGUUUUCAUAUGGUACUUUGCUUGGAGCAACGGCUCUGGCCAUGUUCCCGGAUCGGAUAGACAGAGCUAUCCUGGACGCCGUCCAGAAUCCCAUGGAAUAUUAUCACACAUUUGGCGACCCCGAAAUGUACACGGACACCGACGAAACAUGGCAAGAGUUCCUCAAGGCUUGCAUUGAAAACCCGAACGCCUGCGCAUUGGCCAAGCACGCAUCGAGCGCGGGAGAGCUGGGAGAGAAGAUUGACCGGCUCAUCGAGGACCUCAAAGAAGAGCCCAUUCCCGCCGGACAGUCCAUCGUCGGCUACACAGAGAUCAAGAGCCUCAUGAACAGCAAGCUCUACUUUCCUACUCACUACCGCGAUCUUGCCGAGCAGCUCGAAUUGAUACUCACCCGAAACACCACGGCACCCGCAGUUCUUGGCGACGUAGAAGACCCGGAAGCUGCUGCCGCGUCCAGUCCUGAAGCUUUGUUUGGGAUCCGGUGCUCAGACAAGUUUCUGCGAACCGAUGACCUCGAUCUAGUCCGCGCGGAACUCGAAGGCCAGCUCUAUAAAGUAAGCGCUAUGUUUGGCGACGCUCCCACCAACAUCAUCACCGCCUGCCCGCAAUGGAAUUUCGCAGCCAAGGAGCGAUAUAGCGGUGAUUUCCGCGUCAAAACUAGCUCUCCUGCCUUGAUCAUCGGGAACACGUGGGAUCCGGUGACGCCAUGGAAGUCGGCUCAGACCGUUUCCGAGUUAUUUGAGGGAUCGGCCCUUUUGAAGCAUAACGGCCACGGUCACAUGACGAUUGCGCAACCAUCCGCAUGCACGUCCAAGCACAUUGCCGACUACUUCCUCGCUGGAACACUGCCACAGCCAGGAACAGUUUGUGAGCCGGACACUCCGUUGUUCCACGAGAGACCGACAGCUUCGUAAAGGGUGUGGGUUGGAAUAGAUUUGUCUCUAUUUGCAUGUCCUAGAUCGAACAGCACAUUUCUAUUUCCUUCAAUUGUAUCAAUAGUAUUUCCCAUCUUGUUAGCUCCUAGAUGUUAAUACAUAAUACCAUCUAUAACUAUCUG
Messenger RNA from Eremomyces bilateralis CBS 781.70, 1917 nucleotides. Its product is annotated as alpha/beta-hydrolase. The transcript is spliced from 6 exons. The coding region runs from base 227 to 1774 and encodes 515 amino acids. NCBI's taxonomy places the organism in Eukaryota, Fungi, Ascomycota, Dothideomycetes, Eremomycetales, Eremomycetaceae. The record is from RefSeq and is a predicted model, not a curated record.